Molecule: messenger RNA, 3666 nt
Organism: Xenia sp. Carnegie-2017
Lineage: Eukaryota; Metazoa; Cnidaria; Anthozoa; Malacalcyonacea; Xeniidae
Exons: 4
Coding region: 1-3666 (1221 amino acids)
Biological process (GO): DNA integration; proteolysis
Molecular function (GO): aspartic-type endopeptidase activity; nucleic acid binding
Source: RefSeq, a predicted model, not a curated record
AUGGCAUUUCAAACACAAAUUCCAUUGCCAGAAAAAUUAGAAUCGAAAAAGCCCGAAGAUUGGAAGCGAUGGAUUGAACGAUUCGAAUGUUAUCGCAUCGCAGCUGGCUUAGACGAAAAAGAUGAUAAAGUACAAAUCAAUACUUUGGUAUAUGCUAUGGGAGGCAAUACCAAUGAUCUUUUAAAAAGCUUUCAAAUAAGCGAAAGAGAUAUGGUGUGCGGAAAUGUUGUAGAACAAUUUGUAUCGCACUUUGUUGGUCGAUCGAACACAAUUUUCGAGCGUGCUUGGUUCAAUAAACGAAUACAGGGUGAAAAAGAAUCAGUCAUCGACUUUGUGGAAGAUUUGUACAAACUGGCGGAAACUUGCCAAUUUGGAACACUAAAAGACGAGUUGAUACAAGACAGACUUGUCGUCGGUAUACAAAAUGCAAACCUUUCACAAAGGCUAAUGCAAGAUGAUAAAUUAACAUUGGAGAAAGCUAUUAGGGAGGUGAAAUCAUCGGAGCUUGUCAAGCACCAUCACGAUAUUCUAAAAGGAGACAGCGAAAAUGGGCUGAUUGGUCGCGUAAGAACAAAUCAACGAAAAGGAAAGUCUACAGUGAAAUUUAAGAUUGAUACGGGCGCUGAUGUGACGGUGAUUCCAGAACCGGUGUUUAUGCAAACAGGCAUAACUCAGGUGCAAUCAACUAAUAAAGAAUUGUUCGGGCCGAAUCAAGCAAAGCUGUCAGUAAAGGGAAAAAUUCGAGCAACAUUGAGAACUGCUACUUCAAAAACAACAGAGCAAGAUAUUUAUAUUGUGAAAAAUUUGAAAGAGCCAUUGUUGGGACGUCCAGCUAUCAAUGCCCUUGAUCUAAUAGUGACAGUCGAAGCGAUUCAGUCAAAUGAUGCAAGUGAUAUGGAAGAAGAAAUAAAGGUUACUUAUCCAAACUUGUUUAAAGGUCUGGGUGAAUUAGACGGAGAAUGCAACAUCAAAUUAAAACCUGGUGCUAUCCCAUUUGCGUUAACCACACCUAGAAGAAUACCUUUAACGAUGACAAAGAAAGUUCGUGAUGAAUUGACGCGCAUGGAAAAACUUGGCGUUAUUUCAAAGGUUAAUAUUCCUACCGAUUGGUGCGCUGGUAUGGUUGUUGUUCCAAAAGCAGAUGGUAAAAUAAGGAUCUGUGUUGAUUUCACAAAGUUAAAUGAGUGGGUCUUGCGAGAAAUUUAUCCACUUCCAAAGAUCGAAAGUCUUUUGGCAGAAAUAAGAGGAUCAAAAUAUUUUUCGAAGCUAGAUUGUAACUCUGGUUUCUGGCAAGAAAAACUAGAACAAAACUCUCGUUUGUUAACUACAUUUAUUACUCCGUUCGGAAGAUUCUGUUUCAACAGAAUGCCUUUCGGUAUUAAAUCUGCACCUGAGCAUUUUCAGAAAAGGAUGAAACAGCUGCUGGAGAAACAAGAUGGUCAAGUAAGCAUAAUUGACGACGUACUUGUUAAUGGAAAGACAAAAAAUGAGCACGACAGUAGACUGAAAGCUGUGCUGAAAAAAUUUGAUAAUGCUGGAAUAACACUAAAUCCUGAGAAGUGUGAGUUUGCUAAGAAGAUGGUAAAGUUUGCAGGUAAUAUAGUGAGUGAAGAUGGAAUUCAAGUAGACCCAGAAAAGAUUGAAGCAGUACAAGGUAUGGAAGUGCCACAAAAUGUGAGUGAUGUGCGAAGAUUUUUGGGAAUGGUUAAUCAAUUGGGAAAAUUCAUUCCAAAUUUGUCUGAAAAAACAAAACCUAUUAGAGAUCUAUUGAGUACAAAGAAUGAAUUUCAGUGGGGAGGUGCUCAACAAAAAGCUUUUGAAGACAUGAAAACUGAAUUAAGUUCUGUACCAGUUUUAGCCUAUUAUGACCCAACGAAGCGAACUGUUUUGGCAGCCGACGCAUCGUCGUACAGUAUAGGAGCAGUUCUUUGGCAAUUAAAUAAGAAAGGAGAAAAGAAACCAGUCGCUUAUGCGUCAAGAUCAAUGACAACUACCGAAGAACGAUAUGCUCAGAUUGAAAAGGAAGCAUUGGCAACAACUUGGGCUUGUGAGAAAUUUAAUGAUUAUAUUUUAGGAAUGGAUUUUGUGAUAGAAACUGAUCAUAAACCCUUGGUUCCUCUGCUUGGCUCGAAGAUAUUAGACCAACUUCCUCCAAGAAUACAGAGAUUCGAGAUGAGGCUGCUGAAAUAUUCGUUUACUAUUCGUCACACACCAGGAAAAGAGUUGGUUGUAGCGGAUGCAUUGUCUCGAGCUCCUAUUAUGAAACAACCUACAAAAUCUGAUAACAAUUUAUCCCAAGAUUUGAACAUUUGUGUUGCACAGAUUGUUCAAAACAUACCAGCUAGUGAGAGAAGGCUAGAAGGAAUUCGCCGACACCAACAAGAAGAUCCAGUUUGUACCAAACUUGUGGAAUUUUGUUCGGAAGGUUGGCCGGAUCGAAAUCGAAUUACUAGUACCUUGUUUCCUUAUUACUUUGAAAGAGCAACAAUUACAAUGCAGAAAGGAAUGUUAAUGAAAGACUCCCGCUUGAUAAUUCCAUCAUCGCUACGUUUAGAUAUUCUAGAAAAGAUUCAUGCUGGCCAUCAAGGCAUCCGUAAGUGUCGUGAAAGAGCAAAAGAAUCUGUUUGGUGGCCUGGACUAAGUAAGCACAUUGAAAACAUGGUUACUGAUUGUUCCAUUUGUUGUAAAUACAGAGAAAAUCAUGCAGAGCCGUUACUAACAACGUGUUUUCCUCAACGACGGUGGCAGAAAGUUGCUACAGACUUGUUUGAACAUAGCGGAAAAAAUUAUGUGCUUGUAGUAGAUUAUUAUUCUAGAUAUUUUCAAAUUGUUCCUUUGAAAAAAAGCACAACUGCAGAAGAUGUUAUUAAUCAUAUGAAAUCCAUAUUUUCUCGUCAUGGUAUACCAGAAACAGUUGUGUCGGAUAAUGGUCCACAUGGUCCUCGCUAUCCUCAAAGUAAUGGAGAAGCAGAAAGAGCUGUAAAAACUGCAAAGAACUUAAUCAUAAAAUCCGAAGAUCCUUAUUCAGGUUUACUUGCAUACAGAUCAUCACCAUUGCAGAACGGGUACUCACCAGCAGAAUUAUUAAUGGGGAGGAAAUUACGUUCUAAUCUACCAGUCAUAUCCGAAAAGCUUACUCCAAAGCUUGCUGAUACGGCAAAAUUGAGAAGAGACGAAGAAAGUUACAAACGACGUCAAGCAGAAAACUUUAAUUGUCGUCACAGAGCUUCAGUCCUUCCAGACUUGAGUCCUGAUGAAAAGGUUUGGGUAAAAGAUAUAAAAUCACCAGCUGUGGUUGUGGGAAAAACCGAUAAACCAAGAUCAUAUAUAGUCAGGACAGAGCAGUCUAUUUUAAGAAGAAAUAGAAAACAUCUUAUCCCUGAUCCUGAAAAUCUGAGGGAAAACAUUGAGUUGAACGAAAGAAAGCUGAGUUUCAGUGAUAAGAAAGAAGUGAACGAAUCUUCAAGUAGUUUGGACAAUGAACAGGAUUCGAAGGUUAUAAGCCGAUAUUUAAAAGAGGUCGUAGAGAAUGGUGAAUAUUUCACAGGCUGGAUUGAUGGAGAGACUAACUUGAACGAGUUUUACAAAAUACGAAGUUGCUGGAUCGACAUCUUUCAAGCUUCGUUCGUCUGCGCUACGAGGUUCGGCAAAGCGAUAUGGAAAUGA